AUUCGACUCGAAGAUCUGUUAAACCCUGAUGAUGACGAUCGUACUGAAUUUUUUGACAAUGUGAAUAUUUUGAUAAAUGAUGCGAAUUCAAGGAACGAACUGAUUUGUGAAAAUACUCGUCAAGUACUAACUGAUACUCUAGAAUUGUCUAAAGGUAAUAGUGAUUAA
This is a messenger RNA of Dentiscutata erythropus, 168 nucleotides long. NCBI's taxonomy places the organism in Eukaryota, Fungi, Glomeromycota, Glomeromycetes, Diversisporales, Gigasporaceae. The record is from the annotation of a GenBank genome assembly.